Molecule: messenger RNA, 2280 nt
Organism: Mercurialis annua (annual mercury)
Lineage: Eukaryota; Viridiplantae; Streptophyta; Magnoliopsida; Malpighiales; Euphorbiaceae
Exons: 4
Coding region: 190-1869 (559 amino acids)
Biological process (GO): protein phosphorylation; regulation of mRNA processing; spliceosomal complex assembly
Molecular function (GO): protein kinase activity; ATP binding
Source: RefSeq, a predicted model, not a curated record
AUAUCCAUACCCGAACCGAUUGAAAAGAAAAGAACAAACCCGACGUGAAGAGAGCGGCACACUAUUAACAGAAACAAAGGAAAAGGCGAAACUUCUCAUCUUUCCCGGUACAAUUUCAUCCUCCAACACAAAAACAAGAUCCAUUGAGUCAACUAGAAAACCCUAAUUGGCUACGAUAACCCAAUUUGAAUGGACGAGAAGCAGCAGCAUGUGGCGGCGGUACAGAAGGAGGAGGAGGAUGAUCGGAGCAGCGAGAGCGACGACUUGACGUCGGAGGACGAAGGGACGGAGGAUUAUCGGCGCGGCGGUUAUCACUCUGUGAGAAUCAGUGAUACUUUUAAAAACGGGCGUUAUGUUGUUCAAAGUAAACUCGGCUGGGGUCAUUUCUCCACUGUUUGGCUCGCUUGGGACACUCACAAAUCUCUAUUUGUAGCUUUGAAGGUGCAAAAAAGUGCUCAGCAUUACACUGAAGCUGCCAUGGACGAGAUAACCAUAUUGCAACAGAUUGCUGAUGGAGACCCUGACGAUAGUAAAUGCGUAGUAAAGCUUUUGGAUCAUUUUAAGCAUUCUGGUCCAAAUGGACAGCAUGUUUGUAUGGUUUUUGAGUAUUUAGGGGAUAAUCUCUUAACCCUUAUUAAGUAUAGUGACUACCGCGGAAUGCCUAUUCAUAAGGUUAAAGAGAUAUGUUAUCACAUUUUAGUGGGUUUGGAUUAUUUGCAUAGACAGCUUUCCAUUAUACAUACUGAUUUGAAGCCGGAGAACAUAUUGCUGUUAUCGAUGAUAGACCCAUUGAAGGAUCCAAGAAAAUCGGGUGCUUCCCUUAUUCUUCCAAAUAGUAACAAAACUGUGCUAGAAGUGGUUGCUAGACUAAAUGGAGAUUUAACUAGGAAUCAGAAGAAAAAGAUACGAAAAAAGGCUAAGCGAGCCGCUCAGGGGUGCGUGGAAAAGGAAGUUUCUGCUGAAGCUGAUGUGGAUCUUGAAACAUCUGCUGCGGAUGAGUUAUCUCCUAAUGCUAAACAAAAUGGGAGUUCUGCUGAAGAUCAGCCUGCUUGUUCUGAUAAUACAAACAGAAGAUCUGAUGCUGAUGGAACAAAGAGCAGUGGGUUAGACAAUCAGGGCAACAAGAGAGGAAAUCGCUCCACGAGGCAGAAGCUGAUGGCCUCAAUUGACCUGAAGUGCAAAUUGGUGGAUUUUGGAAAUGCAUGUUGGACAUACAAACAGUUCACAAAUGAUAUACAGACGAGACAAUACCGGUGUCCAGAGGUGAUCCUAGGAUCUAAGUACUCUACGUCUGCUGAUCUGUGGUCCUUUGCUUGCAUUUGUUUUGAGCUUGCAUCUGGUGACGUGCUCUUUGAUCCCCACAGCGGUGAUAACUUUGACAGAGAUGAGGACCACUUGGCCCUGAUGAUGGAGCUCCUUGGAAUGAUGCCCCGCAAGAUUGCCUUAGGCGGACGCUAUUCUCGGGACUUUUUUAAUAGAUAUGGUGAUUUGAGGCACAUCCGCAGAUUGCGAUUCUGGCCCUUGAAUAAAGUUCUCAUGGAGAAGUAUGAGUUCAAUGAGAAGGAUGCAAAUGACUUGGCUGAUUUCUUGAUCCCCAUCCUUGAUUUUGUCCCUGAGAAACGGCCAACAGCAGCUCAGUGUCUUCUUCAUCCAUUUAUCAGUUCAGGCCCUCGUACGUUAGAGCCUUCUAUGCCGACUCAUCAGAAUGAAGCCUCGGAGGGAUUAAAAUCUGACGUAAAGAAAUUGGAGAAGGAUGAGAGAGAGGCAAUGGAAAAGGGUCUGGGGAAUAUUGCAAUUAAUGCAGAGUCUAAAGUGGUUAAAGAUUCCCCAUCUGGCAUUAAACUCUCCAGGGCAGCUUCAACUAAAUAGGACUCUGGCUUGUAUGACUAGCAGUCUUCUUCCCCUUAAUAUCAUGUGCAGUUCUCUGCAACAGAAGUUGGUACUCUUCCAAGGCUUGAUUAGUUUGGGCUAGGUGUAUUUUCAAUGUAUUAUUUGGAUUGGGAUGAAAUGGAAAGAUUAUUUUGUGGCUCUGACGUUGGUGCUGGUUUGGUGGAGCUCUAGCUUAACCAAAAAUGGGUGUUGUGUCGGAAUUCACAUCUGAUCAUAUUUAUUGGAGUAAAAAACCUUCGAAAGCGGACAAAUUGGUAGCAAAAGGCAGCAAUUGUAAUGAACUGUUUGUGAAGAUUGUUCAUUUUAUGUGAUUCAUGUACUGGAUGAAAUCCUUGAUACUGUAACCAUAGACACAUUAAGUUCUAUACCCUUUCUUUUUUCUUUCAGCCA